AUGUCGAUCGCCGACGAGUUCAGGCAGCGCAAUUUCAGUAUUUAUGGCCAAUGGUCAUCACUUCUACGCAAGUGGGACGCCAUCCAUGCGCAUCCUACUAUCUGCCCGACCAAUCCAAGGACCAUACUCUCUGCAUCAAGUUUACUCGGUUCUCAGUUCGCUGACAAUGUCAACGUCAACAGGCUUGGAGUUCUCAGCAUCAUACUGGGUUUCGCCCUAGGCAUUGCCAACCUCUUCCACGCCAGUUUACUUAUUCUGUUUAGCAUCAUCCUACUCGUUUCCUCCUUCGUCCUAAUCUUCGUCGAAAUCCCACUCCUUCUUCGAAUUUGCCCUACGUCUUCCAAGUUCGAUGCCUUUAUCCGCCGCUUCACUACAAAUUACAUGAGGGCCGCAAUAUAUGGUACCCUGUCAUUGGUUCAGUGGCUCAGCAUCAUCAUUGACGCCAGCAGCCUGAUCGCCGCGGCUGUUGUACUCGCAUUCGCCGGUGCUUGCUAUGCUCUUGCAGGCUUCAAGCAGCAGGAUUUCGUAGGAAGCAAGACUCUUGGAGGACAGGGAGUGGCGCAGAUGAUCGUCUGA
Exophiala bonariae is the source of this 576-nucleotide messenger RNA. It is a transcript of the gene TVP18, whose product is annotated as Golgi apparatus membrane protein tvp18. The transcript has 4 exons. The record is from RefSeq and is a predicted model, not a curated record. Gene Ontology annotation, cellular component: Golgi membrane. Bases 1 to 576 code for a protein of 191 amino acids. Gene Ontology annotation, biological process: vesicle-mediated transport. Lineage: Eukaryota; Fungi; Ascomycota; Eurotiomycetes; Chaetothyriales; Herpotrichiellaceae.